Gregarina niphandrodes is the source of this 864-nucleotide messenger RNA. RefSeq names its product putative CDK-activating kinase assembly factor. The coding region runs from base 1 to 864 and encodes 287 amino acids. The record is from RefSeq and is a predicted model, not a curated record. The transcript has a single exon. Lineage: Eukaryota; Apicomplexa; Conoidasida; Eugregarinorida; Gregarinidae.
AUGUCAGUGGGCCUGACGUGUCCACAGUGUGGAAGUGAUUGUAGUGGAUACGACAAUAUUUUAAUACGUUCUUUGGGAUGUGGUCAUGGAGUAUGUGACAAGUGUUUGGGGCAGCGUUAUCCUGUGCGAUUGACUGCUUCUGCGGAUGUUGUGUGGAAUUUAUCACCAGGUCAUUUGGUGGUAUGUCCGAUAUGUGAACGGCCGACGCCACAGAAGGAUUGGGGUGACUGGAUAUCUGACCGUAAUUUAUUGGAGAAGGCGGAGAGUAUUCGGAAACGUGUUACGCUGGUCUUAAAUGGAGAUCGACAGACGUUUAAGUCGACGCCUUUAUUUUACGAAUUUCUGGAGAAUCGAGAAGAGGUGAUUUACGACCUGGUGUACUCCCAAGAUGUGACAGUAAAGCGCCAGCGGGAGGAGUUUCUGAAGCAGUGCGAGAUCUCGAAGCAGAAGGAAACUUUGGAAGCGAACGAGCGGUACAGGAAAAGGACAGAGGAAAGGAUUAAGGAGAUUGUUGAAAAGGAAGGAACCUUUUAUGAACAACUUAAGGUCGAUUACUCUAAAGGCUUUAGAAAAGAACUUCCGUCCCUUUCUCACCCACUCACUCGUGAGCACGCCGAACUCUUCCCUCAACACGCUGAAGCCUCUGCCAAGGAAGCACUCCUCCAAGAAAACCAAAGUGACGUAGAUCUCCUCAACUACCUUAGACAACACAUGCCCACCGUCAUGACAGAGUACACCAAAAAACCUGGCGACUCCCGAGCAAGAGCCGUCGCUGGCGGACACAGCAAGGAAGUCGUUUUAUAUAGAACUCAACUAGAGACCUUUGCCUUCCGUCUGGAUUGGGACCCAGACCAACAUCUAUAA